Parasteatoda tepidariorum (common house spider) is the source of this 1035-nucleotide messenger RNA. Lineage: Eukaryota; Metazoa; Arthropoda; Arachnida; Araneae; Theridiidae. The record is from RefSeq and is a predicted model, not a curated record.
AUGGCUGAAAAUGACAAAAAUACAACUCAAAUUACUGCAUUUGCAGGUGAAAAUCCCAAAGUAGACCUUUCUGCAAAAGAAAAGGAAACUAGGGAAAAACCAACUGAAGGAGAUAAAAUGAACCCUUCAUCAAAAGAGGUAGAAAUGACCUCUACCCAAUCAACAUCUCAAGUGGGGCAGGAAGCUAUUAAUAGCAUGACUGCCUCCAUGGAUGGGAUCAAACUUAAAAAAAGACUAUCUGGUGCACAGAAAAAGAAACUUGCCCGAGAAAAGAAGAUGGCUGAAGGUACCUGGGUAGAAAAACCCAAACCAAAGCAGAGAGGCGAGAAAAGACAAAGCCAAAGGAUGGAACAAGAUGUAGCCCCAAAGGCUGCCAGGAAAGAAGGACCUGAAGGUAUAACCUUUAAGGAAGCUCUAACCGCAGUUAAAAUGGCUGUGAUUCUUGAAGGACAUCCUCUUGAGCGCUUAUCCGAAGAACAGGCCCUAGACCUUGAGUUCUUGAUAACUGAAAAAAUUUCUAGAAAUGAAGAGGGUUUUGUCCCCACUUUUCUUUCUUGCAGACUAGAAAAUGGGGCACUUAUCAUCAAUUGUGCAGAUCUGGGGAGCUCUAAGUGGCUGGAACAGAUUGUAGUUGAGAUAAACCCAUGGCAGGAGCAAACUCUCUUGGUAGGAGAGGCAAGGAAACUUGUCAGAACUACUAAGAUCAUUGCUAAACUGCCGAAAGUCUGUAGUAAACUGGAGUCCAAAGAGGUUCUGAGAAAGAUUGAGGCACAAAAUGGUGGGCUUACUCCAACCGAAUGGAACAUACUUCAUCGGAAGAAUGAACCAUCAGGACAGACCAUCGUCCUUAGCGUGCCUGAACUGGACGCGGCUACACUUGGUACAUCUGGACUGACUCCAAUAACAGCGAAUCCCUUUGUCCAUGGAAUAUCAGAAUAUACCAACUGUAUUAAGUCUUUCGAACUUUCAAGUCGUUUGCAGAAGAAAGAUGCUGCAGGAACGAUGCUGACAACAGCCUUUAAAGUGGACGUUUAG